Messenger RNA from Larimichthys crocea (large yellow croaker), 4004 nucleotides. It is a transcript of the gene glp2r, whose product is annotated as glucagon-like peptide 2 receptor. NCBI's taxonomy places the organism in Eukaryota, Metazoa, Chordata, Actinopteri, Sciaenidae. Gene Ontology annotation, biological process: adenylate cyclase-modulating G protein-coupled receptor signaling pathway; cell surface receptor signaling pathway. The transcript is spliced from 13 exons. The record is from RefSeq and is a predicted model, not a curated record. Bases 414 to 2012 code for a protein of 532 amino acids. Gene Ontology annotation, cellular component: plasma membrane. Gene Ontology annotation, molecular function: glucagon receptor activity; peptide hormone binding.
CUGAAACUGCAACCAAGGACAUUCAUCUAUGAUAACCUUUCAAAUGAAGUCAAGAGGAAGUGAAAGAUCAUUCAUUGAGAGAGCCAUAACGUAGGAUUGGAUUCUUGGAAAAGUAAAAGAUCAAGAGGAUUUUGUGGAAACUUAGGGCAGCUGUGGUAUAACAGCUACAGCAAGCAUCACAAACUGCAGAGGAACACUUUCGGUUCUUGCAAACGAUCCUCCAAAUUCUGAAUAAACCUACCGCCAACUCGACUUCAAAUCAACUACACCUGGUGUGGUAGGACGAGGAGAGCCGCUCUAAAGGGAGAUAAAAUGAGGAUGAGUUUGGGGCCUUGCGAGUGCUGGAGUGGGGCAUGAGGAGGAAAACCAGCUGAGAAAACCAGAAACCAGCUGCUCUCGAUGUAAACAGCACCAUGCCAACCCUGCUGCCAACCUGGCACAAGAGGAACCGGACAACAGCAGGACAAACGUUCCUGCUCUUACUCUCAUUUGUUGCCUUCAACCACCAGGUAACAGGCUCAGAGCUUGAAGGUCUCAUAGCCAAACGGACCGAAUACUUAGAGAACUGCAGCAGAACUCUCAGCACGCUCUCAGAAACUGGAAUCUACUGUAAAGGAACGUUUGACAACUACGUGUGUUGGCCCCAUUCAGCUCCUGGGAAUGUGUCGGUGCCCUGUCCUUCUUACUUACCGUGGAUCAGCAAGGACGACUCCAGGAGGGCUCACCGAGAAUGUUUAGAAAAUGGGAGAUGGCGACAAGAAGAGAAUUCCUCCAAUCCCUGGAGGCAUGAUUCAGAAUGUAAGGAGGAUCAUUACUUCAAACACACGGAGGAUCAAAUGCCUCGACAUACAGCCCUCAGGCUCAUCUCUGUCAUUGGCUAUUCCCUGUCCCUGUCCUCCCUCACACUGGCCACUCUCCUGAUGGGCAUGUUGAGGAGGCUCCACUGUACCAGGAACUACAUUCACAUGAAUCUGUUUGUGUCCUUCAUCCUGAGAGCCAUGGCUGUCAUUUCAAAAGAAAUCAUAACAUACAUCAUGUAUUCCACCCGACCAAAGGAUGGCCCUGGAUGGCACUCCUACUCAAGUUCUGCGAUAAUGUUCAUGUGCAAAUUCUCCAACGUGUGCAUGGAAUACUUUGUGGCCUGUAAUUACUUCUGGCUGUUGGUGGAGGCCAUUUUCCUCCACACGCUGCUCUUCACAGCUGUGCUGACCAAGAGGCGUCUGCUGAAGAAGUACAUGCUGCUGGGAUGGGGAACGCCGGUCUUGUUCGUAACACCAUGGACAGUGGUGAAGAUUUUAUAUGAAAACGCAGGAUGCUGGUCAAAUGUGAACAGAUGGUUCUGGUGGAUAAUAAGAGGCCCGAUAACCUUGUCAGUGCUGGUCAUUUUCUUCAUAUUCAUCAAGAUUCUGAUGCUGCUGCUAUCUAAGCUGAAAGCAGAACAGGUGAAAUUUACCGACUACAGAUACAGCUUGGCCAGAGCAACACUGGUACUGAUUCCUCUGCUGGGAAUUCAUGAAGUGGUCUUCACUGUGCUGAUAGAUGAAUGUAUGGACAGCGACAGCCGCUACGCCAGAAACUUCAUCAACCUCACCCUCAGCUCCUUUCAGGGAUUCCUGGUUGCUGUUCUGUACUGUUUUGCUAAUGGAGAGGUCCAAGCUGAACUGAAGAAGCGCUGGCAGGUUUUCCUGUUCACCAACCACUUCCAGGUCAGGAGAUGUUUUCGGGGUGUGCCCCUCAAGCACCUGUGGAAGCACACUAGAGGGCAUCGUCCGCAGGGCUCUCGGCAGAGUGACUCCUAUGACGAAGCCGGCACCUCCACCAUACACCCGCAUCUGCUUCAGGUGGCUGUACGUGGAGGAGUUGGGGGGCUAGGAGAAGUUAAAUGUCAGGGGUUGAAGGGGAGUGACACACCAGGGCUUGACUUUCUCACCAGGAAGAGUCUAUCCAGUAGUGAUGGUGAAAUAACGCUUGGGGAGACCAUGGAAGAGAUUCUAGAGGAGAGUGAGUUCUGAUCCCCUUUGGCUUGUUGGUACUUGGUGGUACCAAACAUGGAUGGGUGCAACACCUGGGGAAGACUCACAGUGAUUAAGAAAAGCAUUCUUCCGAAGCUGGAUUAACAACUGGGUAAAGGUGCCUAGGGGCAAGACCCCCAGCUACCCCAGGUUUACUUUUUGGGGUAAUUUGACUAGUUGCAAAUUUGUUAGGGAACCACUAAACUGCAACAUCGACCAAGUUGGGUUUUGUGGCCCUGUCCUAUAAAUGGGCCCUGUGUUAAAACGUUGACAUUGUUUACAUUGAACUCAAAGGGUGUGUUUUCCAAAGUAAAGCUGCCUCAAACUAGUUGGCGUACAGGGUUACAGGUCCUGGUUAAUACCCCCUUCAGGAAAGUUAUCAAAAAAUAGACUGUGAUAUAGGGCUGACCCUUGGUAUUGUGUUCUUGGGAUAAUACAUUAUUUCGUUCAAGAGUAAUCUCCUAUCUUCCUAGCUUGCUAAUUUUUGUUAGGGACGAUGUCACAUGAGCAGCAUUGAUGUAGUAGAUGGUGAUCUAUACAACUCCUGUCGACAAGUUCCAACAUAGGAGGGUGAUCUUCUUCCAUUUUGGACUCUCUGGCCCCAUAGGUUCACUCAAAGUUGAGCGCUGUCAGCUAUUGACCAACAACACAACUUUCUGCAUCAAGUUGACUCUGAAGUGAAAGGUUAGCAUGGAUUGACUCAGCCCCUAGAAGCAACGUCACUGACCAGUGAUUCCUUCAGAAUUAAUUUCUUUUGAUGUGAAAUUUCACUGUUGUAAAUUCUGGGGUAACUAUAAAGAGUACUGUUUGGUCUCAUACUUUGUUGCCAUGUGACUUCUAAUGUGUGCACUGUACUUAAAGACCCUGUGAAGUGACAUUCUAACUUCCUUAAUGUGAUGUAUUUACUGUUUAAUCAUGACAGUGAAGAAUCCAUCUUGGGUAUAAACCAAUCAUUAUGGACAGAAGGGCAGUUUGACGAGCAUGGAGCGCCUUAGCAGCUGAAUUGUUACAACACAUGCCGCACGGCCUUCACAAACCUUUGGUUUCCACUGCAUAUAUUGCUACUGCAAAUGCACUGUUUUCCAGGAAGAAACAAUUCCAGGAGGUAAUUUUAUGGGAUCUUUGAUUGGAACUUGGAGACAACAGGGUAGAAACACUGCACAGUGGGUGGGUGGUUUGAGUGUGGAAAGGAGGUCAACAGGGGCCCAGCGACAAAGUCUUUGUGAUGGGUCGCCAAACCAGGUUAAUCCACCCAUGCAUUUGCCCCAUUGGUGAUGGAAUUUCUGAAACUUAAUGCAAUUUAGUGAGGUGAACUCCCAGGAACAUUGAGAAUUCAGAUAAUUCUCAAAUAUAUGAGGGAGUUCCAUAAAAUUCAUGAAAAUACCAGAAUGUAUUUUGCAACUUUUUGUACAUGAACUGCAUUUGAUCAGUUAUCAUUGAAACCAGACUGUUUAUCGAGAGGAAGGAAUAAACUGUAUACUGUAGGUUUAGAAUCAGAGAUUAAAAAGGAAAAGCACUUUCAACUCUAAAUAACUGAAUAAUUUCUUUUUGCCACAGUUCAUCUAUAAAAGUCUUCAAAGGUUAUAAACAGUUAUCUACCACAUUUACAAUAUAAACAUCCAAUGACUUACAUACAAUGUCAGGCUUAUAAUGACUCACAGCGAAUCUCAUAUAAAUGCAACAGCAAGCAUUUUCACAGUUUUAUUUACCAUGUAAAAUAAAUAUAUCAUCUUACUAUUUCAGGCCAGUUAUAAAUAUCCAUAUGACACAACGUCUGGAUUGAAAUGUGUGUAUAAAUACAAUGUAUUUGGUGUCUGAAUGUGAAUAAUGCAAAGGCUCUAUGUGCAGCAUGUUUUACAGGCUUUUCAUGUUUUUCUAUUCUUAUGAAGCUUAAAAUGUAUCAGAGGUAUUGUUGUACAGGUAAAACUAUCAGAAUUUGUACUUGUAGAUUCACAACAAUGUAUGUGCACAAAUUAAACAACAGUUAAACUG